AGAAUUUAGAUUUCUCCGGAAAUGCAAAUUCAAAGACUUUCACUUCCAAAUCACAUUCUUAUUCCACACUCUUUGUCCCCUCUUAUUUCUUACUCGGCUUUAUCCUCAAUACACCACCCCACCAAACUUGUUUUGAAUCCCAGUUCAAAAGCUGGGUUUUGUAAUUCACUCACAACAGUAUCCAGAUCACUUACUUGUUUGAGAAAAUAUGGUGAUUCAAUUCGUGUCAGCUGUGGAGUGGUUCAAGAUAAUGAGGAUGCCUUUUAUAUGAGGAGAUGCGUUGAGCUGGCGAGAAAGGCAAUCGGGUGUACAAGUCCCAACCCAAUGGUUGGUUGUGUGAUUGUUCAAGAUGGAAAGAUUGUUGGUGAAGGGUUUCAUCCUAAAGCUGGCCAACCUCAUGCUGAGGUAUUUGCUCUGAGAGAUGCUGGGGACUUGGCUGAGAAUGCUACAGCAUAUGUGAGCUUGGAACCGUGUAAUCACUAUGGAAGAACUCCACCAUGUACUGAAGCUAUGAUUAAAGCUAAAGUGAAAAGAGUGGUGGUUGGAAUGGUGGAUCCAAACCCAAUUGUAGAUUCAAAAGGGUUAGAUAGGCUGAGAGACGCUGGAAUUGACGUGACUGUGGGCAUAGAAGAACAAUCAUGCAAGCAGCUUAAUGAGGCGUUUAUUCAUCAAAUGUUAACAGGGAAACCUUUUGUUACAGUAAGGUAUUCUCUCUCAGUUAAUGGCCACCUUCUGGACCAACUUGGAGAAGGAGUUACGGAGUCUGGUGGAUACUACUCGCAGUUGUUGCAAGAAUAUGAUGCAAUUAUACUUUCUGCCUCGUUGACUGAGAAGUUCUCAAUACCUGCAUCUCAUGAACCUGGUGCUAAUCAACCCCUUAAGAUUAUAACAGCUACUAAUCCUAGUUCUCUAAUCCAAUUUCCUCCUCUCACUGAAGAAACUGCUUCUAAAGUAAUAGUAUUUACAGACAGAGAGGCAACUCUGGAACCUGAAACAGCUAAAAAGGGAAUUGAAACUGUGGUUCUGAAUCAGAUAACUUCAAAUGCAAUUCUGGAAUACUGCAAGCGCAGGGGAUUGAACAGUGUUUUACUGGAUUUGAGAGGUAAUUAUGCUGAUCUUGAAAUGCUUCUCAGAGAGGGUAUUGAGCAAAAUCUGAUGCAAAAGGUCAUAGUGGAAGUCUUGCCAGUAUGGCAUGAAGGUGAUGGUGGGAAUACACUUGCCCUACUAAAUGGUUUACAGAACGGAUUAGAAGUGAAGAAAUUACAGCCUAAGAUAUCAAGUCAGAGCAUUGUGCUUGAGGGAUACCUCCGGUAUGGGUGAUUAGAACCCCCGGAAACAGAAUGCAUCAGCUCCCGCUUCAUGUUGGAGUUGGUUUGUCUAUUGAAUGUCAAAACGGCAACCUCUCCGGGAAGUUCCUAAAGAAGCUAGCUGGGAUGCAGUGUUAUCUCAUUUUUAUUUUGGUUUGGUGCAUAGCUUCUUGAUCAACAUUCUAUCCUCCACAACAAUUUUUUGCUCAAUUUACGAUCUUCCGCAUCUGCUUUUUGUUGGCUUA
Molecule: messenger RNA, 1552 nt
Organism: Pistacia vera
Lineage: Eukaryota; Viridiplantae; Streptophyta; Magnoliopsida; Sapindales; Anacardiaceae
Product: riboflavin biosynthesis protein PYRD, chloroplastic-like
Exons: 3
Coding region: 22-1320 (432 amino acids)
Biological process (GO): riboflavin biosynthetic process
Molecular function (GO): zinc ion binding; diaminohydroxyphosphoribosylaminopyrimidine deaminase activity
Source: RefSeq, a predicted model, not a curated record